Coprinopsis cinerea okayama7#130 is the source of this 234-nucleotide messenger RNA. RefSeq lists its product as hypothetical. The coding region runs from base 1 to 234 and encodes 77 amino acids. NCBI's taxonomy places the organism in Eukaryota, Fungi, Basidiomycota, Agaricomycetes, Agaricales, Psathyrellaceae. The transcript is spliced from 3 exons. The record is from RefSeq and is a predicted model, not a curated record.
AUGGCCUCCCUGUUCUCUCCUUUCCGCUCGACAUACCGGUACUUGCAACGUCAAGCCCACGAAAACCCAGUCAUUUUCUACUCCUGCGUUAUUGGCGCCAUCGGACCCGUUCUUGCCAUCGGUGUGCCUCCAAUCCGUAGGCACUUUGGCUAUGUAGAGCCUCCCCCCCUUCCUACUGGAUAUCCUCUCCCAAACAGGGCACGGAGACCAGUCCAGGGUUAUGACGACGAGUAA